AGACGGCUGGCUAGCUAGCUAGCUAGCUGGGCAUUUUAACCUUUAACCAUGGUUUUAACGAGAGUAGGUCACAGUAGAGAUGAAACGUUAAUAAUGUAAUAGAUAAAGUGCAUUUUAAUGUUGCUUUUGCUUUGUGUUGAACCCCAGAGAAAUGAAGUGAAACACUGAAAUAGUUUAUUUUGAAGCUAAGCCGUCGAUCCGACGACAACACUGGUUUGUUUAUGGACAAAGAGAAGAGCAGCGACACUAGAGCUCAGUGCUCCUGGAUGGAGAUGCAUCAGUUCAUUGGUGACCUCCUCACAUCUGGAAACGCCUUGAAGGAUCAGCCAGAUGUGCUGAUGAACGCAGCAUGGGGCGUGGCUGCUGCUGCUGGAGGUGGUGGUGUUGGUGGUGGUGGUGGUGGUGCUGGAGGUGGUGGUGAUGCUCUGCGGUUCAAAGCUGCUUCACUUGAACCUCCACAACAACAACCUCCUCGACCUGCCAGGGACAAGUCCGAGGUUGGACAGAUCCAGCCUGGGGCCCCACAGAGGAAGGGAGAGACCAGAGCUCGGAGAGAAGAUGUGCAUAAUGCCUGCACCUGCCCUGGCUGCCCUUACUCCACUUCUUCCUUUGAGACUUUAAAAGCCAGACAAUCUUUGUCCUCGUCCCAGCGCUCGGAUGCAGCGUGCCAGCCCAAAGACCUCAGCAGUGCUGCUCCGGUGAGCCUCAGCAUGUGCUUACCGGACACCCCCGAACCGAGCAGCACCACCUCUGAUCUGGAGACAAGGGCGUCCGGCAGACCGCAGAGGGAGGAUGCAGACAAAGGGACUCAGAGUUCAGACCACACUCCUCCUCCAAGAGCGUCCUCCGGCUCCGUGUCCCACCUCUCUGUGUUUCCUUGCUUGUGUUGCCAUCGCAGUCUACAAACCUGCAGCCAGAUACUGAGCCACCAGCAAGGCACGGACUCCCCGUUUUCUCACAGCCAUCAUCCUUUCCAUCACCACCAUUGUCCUAUGACCUCUUGUUUACCCUGCCCUCAGCUCGCCCGCUCUCAUGCUCCACAGCUCUCGGGCACUUUCCCCUGCUUGCCUUGCCAGCACUCCUUUCCCACCUGUACUCAGGCCUGCCACCACCAGCACAGACAAACACAACAACAACAAGAGGAAAGAGGCAGGCCGGCUACGACCAUGUUGUCGCUACAUCCCUGCAUGCACUGCUCUGCCUCUUUUUCCAGACCGUCCCAGUUGCUGCAGCACCAGCGCUCCGAGCACGCCCUCAAACCGUCCGGCUUCCUCUGCACAGAGUGCGGCAGGGCCUUCAACUCGCACAGCAACCUCCGCAUCCACCUCAACGUGCACACCGGUGCCCGGCCCUACACCUGCUCUGACUGCGGGAAGAGUUUCAGCCAGUCGGGGGCUCUGAAGAUCCACAGGCGGAUUCACACUGGUGAAAGGCCGUAUACCUGUGGAUUUUGCGGCAGGGGGUUUCCCCACCUGGCGGGGGUCCGGGCCCAUCAGAGGACCCACACAGGAGAGAAGCCCUACUGCUGUAGCCAGUGUGGGAAAUGUUUCACCCAGUCAGGAGCUCUUAAGAUCCACAUGCGCAUCCACACAGGAGAGAGACCCUUCAUCUGCAGCUUCUGCGGGAAAGGCUUCUCCAACCGCUCCGGGAUCCGCUUCCACUACCGCACGGUCCACGGACUGGCCCCCGAACACGCCGGAGAAGCCGGAGCAGGCCGGGGUUAUCCUCCCGGGCGUCCCAGGACUUUUCCCCCAGCCAGCGUUGGGCUAAAUACACCAGAUAGCAACUCACAUACAGCUCCAAAUUCGAGAGAGCCUCCUGCGUCGACCGCUGCUCAUCCUGGUAAUGAGAGCAAAUCUCAGUCAGAGGGAGCGAACCCGGGUGGCAGCAGAGAGGGGCUCCUCUAUGCAUGUGAAGACUGUGGCCUGCGCUUUAAGGAUGCUCCAUCAAGGAACAGACACCAGACAGUGAUGCACUACUCCUCUGAGGAGAGAGAGGCGGAGGGGCAGAGGAAAGAGUUAAGCACAAACGAGACGGUCCGUGAUAACGGUGGAGAGUGAAUUAAUAUCGUUGGGAGGGCUGUCGACCAAAGAAAUUGUUCGUCGACUAACACUCGAUUAGAUUUAAUCGACGAAUCUGUAAAACUGAGUUUCUCCACUUAAGAAUCAUACAAAAACACCAAUUUAAAUCUUGAGUUAACAGAGAUGCGCUCAUACGUUUCUUGGAAAUAAGUCAUUCAGCAUGAAAAAAGCAUAAAAAACGACUAAUUGAAGAAAUCUUAGACGACUAAAACCAAAACGAAUGAUUAGUUGAUUAAUUGACUAAGAGGGGGCAGCCCCAGUUGUUGGUGCGUUACAACAGGCUGAACAUAAACAACAUCGAAACACCAGAGUAAAACAGUGUUUAAAAACAAGUGUUGAAAUUAUGUGUGCAAUAUAUUCUGUAGGUAAGUAUAGCUCUUUUCAAUUUGAAAAAUCUUUGAUAUAGCACUAGCUCAAUCGUGCCCGUUUUCACAACAGGUUUUUAGAUUUACGAUUUGAUUUGAAAAAUGUCAACCGAUAAGCGAUGUAUCCAGCUGCCUGUCUGUGCAGAUUCAUUACUGCUAACAGGCUUCGAGUCUAUUUUAAAAUAACCUUUAACACCUGCUUCAAUCACACACCAGGCAAACUUGUUAAGUAUUUCUCUUAAUACAGUUGUUUUAUUGUGCCUUAUUCAGACGUGGAAGAGGUUAGCGAAUUCAUCGCUAAAUGUGACACCACAAAGCUUGUAAAAAGCAUUUCUAGAAAAUUGACAUUUUGGAAGGUCUUUAAGUCAUAUUUUCAGACACAACGGCUGUCACCUGACCCUUAUUAUAUUAAAAUGCCUUGUAAUAGGAAAAAGUAUAAUUUUCUAUCUUCUUGUGUGAACAACAGCAAUGUCAUAUCAGUUUAUUAAAAAUUAAGUUCUUUAGUAAUGUGAUCUGUUUAAGACCUGUAUCUUCCAUACAAAAAUCUAAGAAAAUCCAAUGGACUUUGCAUGGCAUAGAAAAUUAAGUAAAAGUAGGGAGUACAGUAAGUAACGUUAAGUUGCUGUACAGUGGCAAAAGCCUAACACAUAUCAAGGCCACGUACUGGAGUAGUUUUUUUUAAUGUUACGGUUUUGUGUCUUGCUCAAGGACACUGCAGUCGGUUGAAUCCCCGGGGCUCAGAGUCCUCCACCACCUUUGCCUGUUGUGCCUUUCUGUGUUAUACUACAAUCCAAGCAUUUAUUUAAUAACCAAUGUUUGUUUGUUACUAUGUAUGUUAUAAAUGGAUGACAAUUAUCUGAGGAGUGAGAACCAGCAGACAAAUAAUUACACAAUCCAUUACUGUUUAAAGCUCAAGAGAGCCACCUAGUGGUUAAACAUAAUCAUAGCAAUAACCACUUUGUUACCAUUUAGAGUGCUUCUUCAAUGUAUUUUUUUUUUUUUUUUUUUACAAAACAUGUUGAAAUUAUACAUUGUGAGGACAAGUAACAUAUUCAAUCCACUUUGUUUUGCAUGAACUUGUUAAAUACUCUGCAUACAUCGCUGUAUGUGUUUUCUGAAAGUGCAGCUUGUGAUUAAACAUUUCAAUAAACGGUAUCUCUGA
Sebastes umbrosus (honeycomb rockfish) is the source of this 3608-nucleotide messenger RNA. RefSeq lists its product as uncharacterized. The transcript has 3 exons. Gene Ontology annotation, molecular function: DNA-binding transcription repressor activity, RNA polymerase II-specific; RNA polymerase II cis-regulatory region sequence-specific DNA binding. The record is from RefSeq and is a predicted model, not a curated record. Bases 222 to 2060 code for a protein of 612 amino acids. Lineage: Eukaryota; Metazoa; Chordata; Actinopteri; Perciformes; Sebastidae. Gene Ontology annotation, biological process: negative regulation of transcription by RNA polymerase II.